Vespula pensylvanica (western yellowjacket) is the source of this 6232-nucleotide messenger RNA. It is a transcript of the gene Mhc, whose product is annotated as myosin heavy chain, muscle. Gene Ontology annotation, molecular function: ATP binding; actin filament binding; cytoskeletal motor activity. The coding region runs from base 225 to 6098 and encodes 1957 amino acids. The record is from RefSeq and is a predicted model, not a curated record. The transcript is spliced from 26 exons. NCBI's taxonomy places the organism in Eukaryota, Metazoa, Arthropoda, Insecta, Hymenoptera, Vespidae. Gene Ontology annotation, cellular component: myosin complex.
GGCCGCCCAGAUCGUGCCGCCAGAAGUAGUCCGUCCGUCGCCGAAUUCAGCGAGGAACGAAGAGAACGAAGAAAAAUAAAUCAAGCGAGCAGGCCUCCCUCUCCCUCUUAUAAAAGUGGGAAAACGACGAAAAGUGUGAAAGGAUAAAGAAUAGAAAGAAGAAUAUCUUUCUCGAGUUUUGAAGUAAUCUAGUAAUCGAGAAGUAGCAAUCAAAGUCAUCCAACAUGCCAAAGCCAAAGCCUCAGGAGGGAGAAGAUCCUGAUCCAACUCCCUAUCUCUUUGUUUCCCUUGAACAAAAGAGAAUCGAUCAGACCAAACCUUAUGAUGCUAAAAAGGCGUGCUGGGUACCCGAUGAAAAGGAGGGCUAUCUUCUUGGUGAAAUCAAAGCUACCAAGGGGGAUGUUGUUUCCGUCGGAUUACCAGGCGGCGAGACCAGGGACUAUAAGAAGGAUCAACUGCAACAAGUGAACCCGCCAAAAUACGAGAAAUGCGAGGACAUGUCUAAUCUGACCUACCUCAAUGAUGCUUCAGUACUACACAACUUAAAACAACGUUACUACGCCCAACUCAUCUACACGUAUUCUGGCCUGUUCUGCGUUGCCAUUAACCCUUACAAAAGAUUCCCUGUCUAUACUCAAAGGUGCGCAAAAUUAUAUCGUGGUAAAAGACGUAACGAAGUUCCACCCCAUAUCUUUGCCAUUUCUGACGGUGCUUACGUCAACAUGUUAACCAACAGUGAGAAUCAGUCUAUGUUGAUUACCGGUGAAUCUGGUGCUGGUAAAACUGAGAACACGAAAAAAGUAAUUGCUUACUUUGCUACUGUUGGUGCUUCAACAAAGAAAUCUGAUGAUACAUCUCAAAAGAAGGGUUCUCUUGAGGAUCAAGUCGUUCAGACUAAUCCCGUAUUAGAAGCCUUUGGUAAUGCUAAGACCGUCCGUAAUGACAACUCCUCGCGUUUCGGUAAAUUCAUUCGUAUUCACUUCGGUCCCUCUGGAAAAUUGGCCGGUGCCGAUAUUGAGACUUAUCUAUUGGAAAAGGCUCGUGUCAUCUCUCAACAGACUUUAGAACGUUCGUAUCACAUCUUCUACCAAAUGAUGUCUGGAUCUGUGAAAGGGUUAAAGGACAUGUGCUGUUUAUCGGACAACGUUCACGAUUACCACUUCAUCUCUCAGGGCAAGACUACUAUUCCAAAUGUUGACGACGGCGAGGAAUUACAACUUACCGACCAAGCCUUUGACGUAUUGGGCUUCACGCAAGAAGAAAAGGAUAACAUCUACAAGAUCACUGCUGCUGUUAUGCACAUGGGUGGUAUGAAGUUCAAACAAAGGGGUCGAGAAGAACAGGCUGAAGCUGAUGGUACAGAGGAAGGUGAAAGAGUCGCCAAACUUUUGGGUUGCGACUGUGCCGAUCUUUACAAGAACUUGUUAAAACCAAGGAUCAAGGUCGGAAACGAGUUCGUCACCCAAGGUCGUAACAAAGAUCAAGUAGCCUAUUCCGUAGGUGCUAUGUCGAAAGCAAUGUUCGACAGAUUAUUCAAAUGGUUGGUGAAGAAAUGUAACGAGACCCUGGAUACUCAACAAAAGAGACAACAUUUUAUUGGUGUACUAGAUAUUGCUGGUUUUGAGAUUUUCGACUUCAACAGCUUCGAGCAGCUCUGUAUCAACUUCACCAACGAGAAGCUUCAACAAUUCUUCAACCACCACAUGUUCGUCCUCGAACAAGAAGAAUACACUAAGGAGGGCAUUCAAUGGGAGUUCAUAGACUUUGGCAUGGAUCUCCUCGCAUGUAUCGAAUUGAUUGAGAAGCCCAUGGGUAUCCUCUCGAUUCUUGAAGAAGAGUCUAUGUUCCCCAAAGCCACAGAUAAGACCUUUGAAGAAAAAUUGAACAAUAAUCACUUGGGCAAGAGUCCGAACUUCUUGAAACCAAAACCACCUAAACCUGGUCAGCAAGCGGCUCACUUUGCUAUUGGUCAUUAUGCUGGCAACGUACCCUACAACAUCACUGGCUGGCUAGAAAAGAACAAGGACCCUCUAAACGAUUCGGUAGUCGAUCAAUACAAAAAAUCAAGCAACAAAUUACUAGUAGAAAUCUUUGCCGAUCAUCCAGGCCAAUCUGGUGAUGCUGGUGGCGGUGGUGGCGGUGGUGCCAAAGGUGGACGUGGUAAAAAGGGUGGUGGUUUCUCCACUGUCUCUUCGUCCUACAGGGAACAGUUAAACAAUUUGAUGACCACUCUAAGAGCAACUCAACCUCACUUCGUCCGUUGUAUCAUCCCUAAUGAAAUGAAACAGCCAGGUGUCAUCGAUUCUUACCUAGUCAUGCAUCAGUUGACUUGUAACGGUGUACUUGAAGGCAUUCGUAUCUGUCGUAAAGGAUUCCCCAACAGGAUGGUUUAUCCUGACUUCAAAUUGCGGUACAAGAUCUUGGCACCUGCAGCAGUUGAUAAAUGCGGUGGAGAUCCAAAGAAGGCUGCCGCAGCAAUUUUGGAAGGGUCUGGUCUUGAUCCUGAUCAAUACCGUCUUGGACAUACCAAGGUAUUCUUCCGUGCCGGAGUCUUGGGUCAGAUGGAAGAACUUCGUGACGAACGUUUAGGCAAGAUCGUAUCCUGGAUGCAAGCCUUUAUUCGAGGUUAUCUCUCGCGUAAAGAUUACAAGAAACUACAAGAUCAACGUUUGGCCCUUGUCGUUGUCCAAAGAAAUUUGAGAAAGUAUCUUCAACUUCGUACCUGGCCAUGGUGGAAAUUAUGGCAAAAGAUCAAACCUCUUCUCAAUGCUACCCGUAUCGAGGACGAAUUGGCUGCACUCGAAGAGAAAGCAAAGAAAGCGCAAGAAGCCUUUGAAAAGGAAGAAAAACUUCGUAAGGAACUUGAAGAACAAAACGCCAAACUUACCACAGAAAAGAAUGCCUUGCAACGGCAAUUGGAUGGUGAAAAGGGUUCGCUUUCGGAAUACAUGGAGAAGUCCUUGAAACUUGCUGCACAGAAAGCUGAUAUGGAAUCUCAACUUCAAGAUCUUAAUGACAGGUUCAAGGAAGAAGAAGACGCAAGAAACAAUCUAUUCCAAAAUAAAAAGAAACUCGAGCAAGAGGUAGCUGGUUUGAAGAAAGAUAUCGAGGAUCUAGAACUUAAUCUUCAAAAAUCUGAACAAGACAAGGCUACGAAGGAUCAUCAGAUUCGUAACUUGAAUGACGAGAUUGCUCAUCAAGAUGAAUUGAUUAAUAAAUUGAAUAAAGAGAAGAAGAACCAGGGUGAGAUCAAUCAAAAGACGGGCGAGGAACUUCAAGCAGCCGAGGACAAAGUCAAUCACCUUAACAAAGUUAAGAUCAAACUCGAGCAUACUCUCGACGAGCUUGAGGAUUCUUUGGAACGUGAAAAGAAAUCUCGCGCUGACGUUGAGAAAGCAAAGAGGAAAGUAGAAGGUGACUUGAAAUUGACCCAAGAAGCUGUAGCCGAUUUAGAAAGGAACAAGAAGGAACUAGAACAAACUAUUCAACGCAAAGACAAGGAACUCUCGUCGCUGACUGCUAAAUUGGAAGAUGAACAAUCGUUAGUAGGCAAACUUCAGAAACAGAUUAAGGAACUCCAAGCUAGAAUCGAAGAACUCGAGGAAGAGAUCGAAGCAGAACGUGGAGCUCGUGGCAAAGCUGAGAAACAACGUAGCGACCUUGCACGUGAAUUGGAAGAACUUGGUGAACGUCUCGAGGAAGCUGGUGGUGCUACCUCUGCUCAAAUCGAAUUGAAUAAGAAGAGAGAGGCCGAACUUAGCAAGUUAAGGAGAGAUCUCGAAGAAGCUAAUAUUCAACAUGAAGCUUCUCUUGCUAGUUUACGCAAGAAACAUAAUGAUGCCGUUGCUGAAAUGGGAGAACAAAUCGAUACGCUUAACAAGUUGAAGGCUAGGACCGAAAAAGAAAAGGUUCAGUACUUCAGCGAGUUGAACGACCUUCGUGCUACGGUUGAUCAUCUCAGCAAUGAAAAGGCCGCCCAAGAAAAGAUUGUAAAACAAUUGCAACACCAACUGAACGAAACCCAAGGCAAGUUAGAAGAAGUUAAUCGUACAUUGAAUGACUUCGACGCAGCGAAGAAGAAAUUGUCGAUCGAGAACAGUGACCUGUUGCGCCAAUUGGAGGAAGCCGAAUCUCAGGUUAGUCAAUUGUCGAAGAUCAAGAUCUCGUUGACGACACAAUUGGAAGAUACAAAGAGGCUUGCUGACGAGGAAUCAAGAGAACGUGCUACGCUUCUUGGUAAAUUCCGUAAUUUGGAACACGACUUGGACAAUAUUCGCGAACAAGUUGAAGAAGAAGCUGAGGGUAAAGCAGAUCUCCAAAGACAAUUGAGCAAGGCUAACGCCGAGGCUCAAUUAUGGCGUACGAAAUAUGAAUCCGAAGGAGUAGCCAGGGCUGAGGAACUCGAAGAGGCCAAACGAAAACUUCAAGCUCGACUUGCUGAAGCCGAGGAAACGAUCGAAUCCCUCAACCAAAAGGUCAUUGCUCUAGAAAAGACAAAACAGAGGCUUUCGACCGAAGUCGAGGAUCUUCAAAUCGAAGUCGAUCGUGCCACUGCUAUCGCCAAUGCCGCUGAAAAGAAACAGAAGGCAUUCGACAAGAUUAUUGGCGAAUGGAAACUCAAAGUUGAUGAUCUUGCCGCUGAACUGGAUGCCAGUCAAAAGGAAUGUCGUAAUUACAGUACCGAGCUCUUCAGGCUCAGAGGUGCCUAUGAGGAAAGUCAAGAACAAUUGGAAGCUGUGCGCCGUGAAAACAAGAAUCUCGCCGACGAGGUGAAAGAUCUUUUGGAUCAAAUAGGUGAGGGUGGACGUAACAUUCAUGAAAUCGAGAAGGCUAGAAAACGUUUGGAGGCCGAGAAAGAUGAACUCCAAGCAGCAUUGGAGGAAGCUGAAGCAGCUUUGGAACAAGAAGAGAACAAGGUACUCAGAAGCCAAUUAGAAUUGAGCCAAGUAAGACAAGAAAUCGAUCGUCGUAUACAAGAGAAGGAAGAAGAAUUUGAGAACACAAGGAAGAAUCAUCAACGAGCUCUUGACUCCAUGCAAGCAUCUCUCGAAGCAGAAGCCAAGGGCAAAGCCGAGGCACUUCGUAUGAAAAAGAAAUUGGAAGCUGACAUUAACGAAUUAGAAAUAGCUUUGGAUCACGCAAACAAAGCUAAUGCCGAAGCUCAAAAGAAUAUUAAGAGAUAUCAGCAACAAUUGAAGGAUGUACAGACAGCUUUGGAAGAGGAACAACGUGCACGUGACGAAGCAAGAGAACUUCUUGGUAUCUCUGAACGUCGUGCUAAUGCACUUCAAAAUGAACUUGAAGAAAGCCGUACGCUUCUGGAACAGGCCGAUCGUGGUCGCAGACAGGCCGAACAAGAAUUAGCAGAUUGCCACGAACAAUUGAACGACCUCAGUGCUCAAAAUGCUUCCAUCUCUGCUGCUAAGAGAAAACUUGAAGCUGAAUUGCAGACUCUCCAUUCUGAUCUCGACGAACUUCUAAACGAAGCCAAGAACUCCGAAGAGAAAGCUAAGAAGGCAAUGGUCGAUGCUGCACGAUUGGCUGACGAACUCCGAGCUGAACAAGAUCAUGCUCAAACGCAAGAAAAACUUCGCAAGGCUCUUGAGACACAGAUCAAGGAACUCCAAGUUCGUCUUGAUGAAGCUGAAGCGAAUGCUUUGAAGGGCGGCAAGAAAGCAAUACAGAAGUUGGAACAACGCGUACGUGAAUUGGAGAAUGAACUUGAUGGUGAACAAAGGAGACACGCUGAUGCUCAGAAGAAUCUUCGCAAAUCUGAACGACGCAUUAAGGAACUUAGCUUCCAGGCUGAUGAAGAUCGUAAGAAUCACGAACGCAUGCAAGACCUUGUCGACAAACUUCAGCAGAAGAUCAAGACAUACAAGAGGCAGAUCGAGGAAGCAGAGGAAAUCGCUGCAUUGAAUCUUGCCAAGUUCCGCAAGGCUCAACAAGAGCUUGAGGAAGCCGAAGAGAGAGCCGACUUGGCUGAACAAGCUAUUACCAAAUUCCGCACUAAAGGUCGCGGAGGAAGUGCCGCACGCGGAUUAAGCCCAGCGCCGCAACAGAAGGCCCGCAAGGCGGCGCCCUCCGCGAUGGAGUAAAAACACAGCGUUGCUGGGUCCAUCCACACCGACCUGCGUUCAAGCCCCAGUUCGAUGGUUCCGCAUUCCCGCCACGCUUCGACCUACAGCCCGAUGGUGAUUUGUAAAGAUCGAUAAAGAAUUAAUUAACCCAA